AUUAUGUUUAAAAAGGUGCGUACAAGCAGCUGAAUUUACAUCCGAUGGGUCCAUCAGUAUUCAAGUUUAGAAAUAUUUCGUCAUGCUCAGGAUUCAACGAAAAAGGACUCCAAAGAACUUGUGCUCCAGUAUAAGAAUGUUGGAUACUCAAACAAUGUCUCAAGCAUGGGUUCAAUGCAUUCUCCUCUUUCAUUCGACUACUUAAAAAAAGAAUUUCAGAAUGCUGAAAAUGCGUAUGAUCAAGCCAGACCAAUUUCAUGUCCAGUAUGUGCCAAAAUGAUAGUCAUGAGUUCGAUUUUAGUUCAUUUCUACUUCGACCACUCAAAAGUGUUGAAGUUAUCACUAUCCAAAUCAACACGUCAACAUAUUGUAAUCAAAGCUUCAGACAUAAGUCUUGAGACUAAAUGCAUUGCUGUGCUUUUACUUGCCGAUGGAAAAAGCUCAACAGGUAACAUACAACAAAAACCUAUCAACAAUAAGUUACACGCCUUCCUAAUGGCUGCCAAAAUGAGUACAUGGUCUCCAUUGAAUAGCAACGUAGGUGUGUUAAAGGAUAAAUGUAUUAUGGAUCAAGUACAUGAAAACCAAUCAAAACUCCCUAAUAUACGGAGUAGAUUUGAAGAAAAUGAUGUUAUUUUGUUUUGGACAUGCAAAACACAUAAUCACGAACUGAUUUGUAACGUAAAACUAUCAAGAAAAGACAAAAAACUAAGCUUCAGUUAUACAGGCGAAGCCAUUGAUAUAAGAGAAAAGCAAGACGCUAAAAAUAUUUAUCGGAAUAUAGAAUGUCUAGUUCUAAGAGGAGGAGCUGCCAACAAGUUGCUUGACAAAGAGGACCAGCUGAAUGUUUUUGUAAGAUAUUUACGAUAAAAGACAAUAAAAUAUUU
Molecule: messenger RNA, 887 nt
Organism: Ostrinia nubilalis (European corn borer)
Lineage: Eukaryota; Metazoa; Arthropoda; Insecta; Lepidoptera; Crambidae
Exons: 6
Coding region: 166-870 (234 amino acids)
Source: RefSeq, a predicted model, not a curated record